AUGAGAAAAAGAAGAAAGAUGGUGGUAACUAGCACUAACAGUAUAGCUAGUAGAACUAGGUCUAAAUCAUCAUUAGCAACAGCAGUAGCAGCCUCAACUACUAAUAUUCUUGUUGAUAUAACUAAAUCUUCUCAACAAAACAAACAAAGCACUACAGCUACUUCUAUUUCUUCUAUAAGAACAACAAGAACAGGGUCAAAAAAAAUGAAUGUAAAAUCAACUGAUAAAGCUGAUGUGACCACUAAUUUAUCAGAAUCAUCAACCAGUGAUGAGGCUUCUAAUACUUUUACUACAGCUACCACUGUUGCUGCUCCUAUCACUAGAAAUAGAAGAUCAAAAAAAGCGACAAUAAUAACCGAUAUUUCCACAAAUCAACUCGUUACGUCUAUUGCAUCUCAAUUAAUCACACCUAUAACUGCUACAACUGCUAAUAAUAAAAACAUCAAUAAUAUGGAAAAAUCCAAAUCAAUGAUGCGAAAAAAAAAUAUAAAACCAUCAACAAUGGCGAAUAAUAUUUUUGAGAAAUAUGAAUUACUUAAAGUUAUUGGUAAAGGAACAAUAGGAAAAGUUAUUUUAUCCAAAGAAAAAAAAAGAAACGAAAGAUUGGUCGCAAUUAAAAUAAUCAAAAAAGAAACAAGAUGUAUAAAACGACAAAUAGUUAAUAUCAGAUCUGAGAGAAACAUAUUUGUACAAUUAUCUAACAACACAUCAAAUCCUUUUUUGGUAAAAUUACACGAAUCAUUUCAAGACUCAAAUAAUUUAUAUUUGGUUUUGGAUUAUUGUCCUGGUGGAGAUAUAGCAACUCGACUAGCUAAAUUUAAAAGGUUCGACCAAUCAACUAGUAAGUUUUAUUUGACAGAAAUAAUAACAGGAAUUGAAGAAUUACACCAAUUUAAAAUAUUAUAUCGUGAUUUGAAACCUGAAAAUAUUCUAAUAGGUGCUGAUGGACAUAUUUUAUUAACAGAUUUUAGUUUAUCAAAACAAUUAAAUAAUACGUCAUCAAGAGCAAAUACUUUUUGUGGUACACCAGAAUAUUUGGCACCAGAGAUAAUCAGAGGCGAGGGCUAUAGUUUCCCCGUGGAUUGGUGGAGUCUAGGAGUGUUGUUAUAUGAAUUUUUAACUGGGAAUACACCGUACCAAGGUGAAAAUUCAAAUGAAAUAUACAAGAAUGUGUUGGAACAAGAUGUAAAGUAUCCAAUUUGGAUGGAUUACGAAACUAAGAGUCUUUUAAGUGAGUUAUUAAAGAAAGAUCCAAAAGUUAGAUUAGGAGGCGGCGAAUUAGGAAGUCAAGGAAUCAAAAAUCAUGCAUAUUUUAUGGGUAUAAAUUGGCAAGACGUCUAUCAGAAACGUUUACCAUCACCUUACAUUCCACCUAUUGAACAUGAAGCCGAUGUGCAAAAUUUUGACCCGACGUUUUUAAACAUGCCAUUAAAAUUAUCACUUCCCAAAGAUCCAUUUGAUGACAUUUUGCAAGAUUACUCGUUCUCUUCUAGUCAACCACCAAACAACAACAAUUCAUAG
This is a messenger RNA of Entrophospora candida, 1521 nucleotides long. NCBI's taxonomy places the organism in Eukaryota, Fungi, Glomeromycota, Glomeromycetes, Entrophosporales, Entrophosporaceae. The record is from the annotation of a GenBank genome assembly.